Molecule: messenger RNA, 1455 nt
Organism: Drosophila grimshawi
Lineage: Eukaryota; Metazoa; Arthropoda; Insecta; Diptera; Drosophilidae
Exons: 1
Coding region: 91-864 (257 amino acids)
Source: RefSeq, a predicted model, not a curated record
GAAAAAUUUCUCGAAUUUUCAUUUGAAAAGUUCGCGUCUUACAAAUUAAUUUCUCGCUUCAAAAUACGACGCACAAUCUACAAGGAGACCAUGUCGACUCUGCCAUUUCUGCUGAGUGUUGCCGACGAGCUGGACAAUAUCCAUACUCAGUCGUAUAUGGAUGAUUUUGGACUUGGUUUUCAUCCGCAUCGGCAAUAUUAUCGCACGCCAACCAUACAACUGUCGCUCCCAGCGAGCACCGAUUGGACUGGGCGCGCAGAUUGGACAGGGCGCACUGAUUGGCAGGGAAGACAUGCACGCUAUCGUAGCUAUAAGUUCUACGAUGAUACCCAAAACAAUCUGGAGGAGGAGUCACAGGAGCCGGAGGAGACGGAGCAGCAGAGGGAGCCGGGACAGGAGCAUGAGCCGUGCAGUCUGCAGCAGCACAACAAGGAUCAACAGAAGCAGCAGAAGCAAUUGAAAAAGAACACACAACAGAAAGCACACACUGCUAACAUGGCUAUGGUCAAAUCCAAUUCGCAUGAUGUAGGCGUGGGUGGCAUGGGUUUGAAUUUGAAAUCCAGCGAGGAGGAGGAUGAUGAGAAUAUUGAUCGUACCGUGCGCAUGUAUAAUCUGUCCAAGAAAUGCUGCAAGAACUACUAUCGACAUGCCCUCGAAAUGGACGGACCCGGUGCCAGCACCGGUCGCAGCAAGUGCAGCAAUGUGCGUGUCGAGAGUCAUCAGUCGGGCACCAGUUCCAGCGAGGAGAGCCUCCAGAAGGUGCCAUCGCCCAUCGAGUUUCUCACCUGUUUCCUGGUGAAGAAGACCCGUGCACCCAAAUCCUCCAGCCGUGCGCCAAUUGCCGAGCAACUGAAGAGGACAUAGAACGCGGCCGCGUUGCUGCCAGCAAGGACAGCAACAACUGUAACAACAACAACAACAACUACGGCAUCCGUAUCGAUAUCAUCGGCAUCGGCAUCAAAGCGUCGCAGCAACUGUUUCUGAAUGUUGGCCAGAGUCGGUGUGCUCUGCGGCGAGGCAUGGAGCUGGCUGCAGCGUUGCGGCGAGUUGCCCAACUCUGAGCCAACAACGUUGCCCGCAACGCGCCUGGGACGCAUUACGUAUUAGGCGUUAGGGGCGUGGCACACGCGACUCACACACAAACACACACUCACACACACAAAUAAUUCGCAUUCAAAUUGGUCACAUCACAGGUAUUUGCAUAAGGAUUCGUGCUGCGCAGUUUUUUCUUCCUUCAUUUGCAGCUACAACAAAAUGGCCAAAGAAGCAGCAGCAGCUUGAAUUCGAUUAGGAAUUUGAAAACAAACACACCGAAAUUGAUUUUUUGAACAAAUUCUUAAUAAUCGACAAACACACAAUUUUGAAACCCAGGAGAUUUUUACAGUCAAAUAUAAUGAGAAUUUGUUAAGCAAACGUUUUUUAUACAAAUUUUUUGAUACCUAAAUAUGAACAAAA